AAACAAAGCCUACCGGAAGACUCGCCGUACACAAGCUGGGUGCGCAUACUGUUAUUGUUUUAGAAGAAAUAUAGUUUUUAUUUGCCUUUUUAUUAAUCAAAUAUGGCAUAUGAUUAUUCUGAUGGCCUACCUGGUGAUUCAUUAAGGCGAUAUAAUCAGAAAUUAGCAGUGAUUGGACUGGAUUCAUCAAAUUGCCCUUACAAGCACCCAGCUGACUCUUGGCGGAACGACCCGUCCGACUGGCCAGACGUUGAGUAUCCAGACGUGUACAAUUAUCUUGUACACACACCAGGCAUUUUCACACAGCAAGCCAUGAUGAACUAUCGCUCUCUGGAGGCACAUCGUUUCUUUACAUCAGGAUGGGUGCAGACCAUUUUCCACAAGAAGGUUGGACAUCACAUGCUCCUUAAAGCAGAUGUCAAGCCGUCGUGGAGGGUGACUGAAAGUCCUCACCAUCCAUGGAUUGCAACAACCGUGGAUGGAGUCGUUGUUGCAGCACACUGCGACUGUAUGGCUGGGCUUGGAGAGAGCUGCUCCCACAUAGCAGCUCUUCUCUUUAAGAUGGAAGCUGCAGUGCGCAUGGGGUACACGUCUACAGCCUGUACUGAAGACCUGUGCAAGUGGAAUUCAUGCUUUGUCGACAACAUCCAGCCAUGUCCAGUCGCCAGUAUUGAGUUUUACAGUGAGGGGGCCAAGGAGAGGCACAGAACACCGCAUAAACGCAAGAGAAAGGAGUCUGGUCCAGCAACCCCAGAAGAACAGAGCACACUUUUGGGGAUGUUGGCUGGUUGCACAGAGCCGACCAAGGUUAUUGGACUGUCUGCUUUCAGCCAGUACGCACCCAACUUCAUCCCAUCUACCACUGCACCUGAGAACCCAUCACUACCACCUACACUCCGUAAACUCUAUGAUGCCAACAACAUUUCACUCAGCGCCCAAGAUAUGUCUUCACUCUGUGACCGCACCUUUUCUUCACUCUCCAUCACUGACGCACAGCUUGAGCUCAUCGACCAGUCUACACAAGCACAGUCAUCAUCACUCAUCUGGCAUGAUCAACGAGCAGGUCGCAUCACUGGAUCCACCGCACACCAAGCACUCCGCACUUCACUCGUCAACCCGGCACCAUCACUCAUCAAGAAGAUCUGCAUUCCACAUCCAGAACCCAUCAACGCACCGGCACUGAUUUGGGGGAGGGAGCACGAGUUGCGUGCCAUUCAGACAUACACCACUCUUUUUGAAGAGGAUCACUUUGAUGACAUGGUGACUCGGGCUGGAUUCAUCAUCUUCAAGGAUCAUCCAUUUCUUGGGGCCUCACCAGAUGGAAAAGUAUCCUGCACUUGCUGUGGAAAGGGCAUUGUGGAGGUGAAAUGUCCGUAUCGCCAUCGCAUGCAGACUGUGCAGGAAGCUUUAGCAGACAAGGAUUUCUGCCUAGAUGCCGAGCUUACUCUAAAAAAGUCCCAUUCGUACUAUACCCAAAUUCAGCUCCAAAUUGCAGCCUGCAAUGUAGAGUACUGCGAUUUUGUGGUGUGGACACCACGGUCAAUUCAUGUGGAUCGGGUAGCAAAAGAUAAUGAUUUCAUCGACGCCAUGGUCCAGAGGCUGACAACACUCUGGAAGACAGCCAUCCUUCCAGAACUCCUGACUCGACGUUUGGAGAAAGACACUACCCCCCCCCCCACCGGUGCCUUCAUCUGAGGACAAGUUAUACUGUGUGUGUCGCAGCGCAGACGGCACAGGAGAGAUGGUGAGCUGCGACCGAUGUGAUGAGUGGUUUCAUCCAAAGUGUCUGAAACUCGCCAGGCUUCCGAGAUCAAAGACAUGGUAUUGCCCACCUUGCCGAAAAAUUAGAAAGUAGCCAAAGAACAACAAAACAGUUUAUAUUUAUGAUAUGAACAUUACUUGCCUUUUUAAUAUUCAUUAAGAGAACAUUUCCAUCAACUCUGCCAGUAUUUUGCAAUAAAUGUCAUAACAGUAUUUCAUAUUUGUAUCUUUGUUAUGUUACAUGAAGAUAUUUUGAUUUUUUUUUUAAAACACGAUAACAUUGUCUUUAUUUUUGUUCAUAUUUAUGUGCCUAAGACUUUGUUUUUUAUUGUGAUUCAGUCUUUCUUUUGCCUCUUGUAUUUGACUAGAUUAUAAAAUGAACAACAAAAUAGUAUGUUAUAUUUAUGACAAGAACAUUACUUACCUUUUUAAUAUUCAUUAAGAGAACAUUUCCAUCAACUCUGUCAGUAUUUUGCAAUAAAUGUCAUAACAGUAUUUCAUAUUUGUAUCUUUGUUAUGUUACAUGAAGAUAUUUUGAUUUUUUUUGAAAACGAUAACAUUGUCUUUAUUUUUGUUCAUAUUUAUGUGCCUAGACUUUGUUUUUGAUAGUGAUUCAGUCUUUCUUUUGCCUCUUGUAUUUGACUAGAUUAUAAAAUGAACAACAAAAUAGUAUGUUAUAUUUAUGACAAGAACAUUACUUACCUUUUUAAUAUUCAUUAAGAGAACAUUUCCAUCAACUCUGCCAGUAUUUUGCAAUAAAUGUCAUAACAGUAUUUCAUAUUUGUAUCUUUGUUAUGUUACAUGAAGAUAUUUUGAUUUUUUUUGAAAACGAUAACAUUGUCUUUAUUUUUGUUCAUAUUUAUGUGCCUAGACUUUGUUUUUGAUAGUGAUUCAGUCUUUCUUUUGCCUCUUGUAUUUGACUAGAUUAUAAAAUGAACAACAAAAUAGUAUGUUAUAUUUAUGACAAGAACAUUACUUACCUUUUUAAUAUUCAUUAAGAGAACAUUUCCAUCAACUCUGCCAGUAUUUUGCAAUAAAUGUCAUAACAGUAUUUCAUAUUUGUAUCUUUGUUAUGUUACAUGAAGAUAUUUUGAUUUUUUUUGAAAACGAUAACAUUGUCUUUAUUUUUGUUCAUAUUUAUGUGCCUAGACUUUGUUUUUGAUAGUGAUUCAGUCUUUCUUUUGCCUCUUGUAUUUGACUAGAUUAUAAAAUGAACAACAAAAUAGUAUGUUAUAUUUAUGACAAGAACAUUACUUACCUUUUUAAUAUUCAUUAAGAGAACAUUUCCAUCAACUCUGCCAGUAUUUUGCAAUAAAUGUCAUAACAGUAUUUCAUAUUUGUAUCUUUGUUAUGUUACAUGAAGAUAUUUUGAUUUUUUUUGAAAACGAUAACAUUGUCUUUAUUUUUGUUCAUAUUUAUGUGCCUAGACUUUGUUUUUGAUAGUGAUUCAGUCUUUCUUUUGCCUCUUGUAUUUGACUAGAUUAUAAAAUGAACAACAAAAUAGUAUGUUAUAUUUAUGACAAGAACAUUACUUACCUUUUUAAUAUUCAUUAAGAGAACAUUUCCAUCAACUCUGCCAGUAUUUUGCAAUAAAUGUCAUAACAGUAUUUCAUAUUUGUAUCUUUGUUAUGUUACAUGAAGAUAUUUUGAUUUUUUUUGAAAACGAUAACAUUGUCUUUAUUUUUGUUCAUAUUUAUGUGCCUAGACUUUGUUUUUGAUAGUGAUUCAGUCUUUCUUUUGCCUCUUGUAUUUGACUAGAUUAUAAAAUGAACAACAAAAUAGUAUGUUAUAUUUAUGACAAGAACAUUACUUACCUUUUUAAUAUUCAUUAAGAGAACAUUUCCAUCAACUCUGCCAGUAUUUUGCAAUAAAUGUCAUAACAGUAUUUCAUAUUUGUAUCUUUGUUAUGUUACAUGAAGAUAUUUUGCUUUUUUUCAACACGAUAACAUUGUCCAAUUCUUAAGAUGUACACAAUAAUUUUAACCUGUCUUUAUUUUGCAGUUCUUUAUGUGCCUAUAUUUUGCCUUCAGUUGUGCUUAAAAGUCUUUCUUUACCAUGUGUAAUUGACUGAUAUAAUAACAAAUGUUACUUGUUAAACC
This is a messenger RNA of Lytechinus pictus (painted urchin), 3860 nucleotides long. RefSeq lists its product as uncharacterized. The transcript has 3 exons. The record is from RefSeq and is a predicted model, not a curated record. Gene Ontology annotation, molecular function: zinc ion binding. The coding region runs from base 103 to 1695 and encodes 530 amino acids. NCBI's taxonomy places the organism in Eukaryota, Metazoa, Echinodermata, Echinoidea, Temnopleuroida, Toxopneustidae.